AGAUUACCUGAGGGUGAGUAAAUUAGUAGAACAUUUUCAUUUUUGGGCGAACUCUCUUUAAAGGGUUGCCAAUAAAAUUACUGGUGAUAUUUUCUGGGAGCAAUAGCAUGAAAAACAAGAUUUCCCUUGCUUUUUUAAAACAUAUCAGGUAGACUUAGACAAACCCUAACGUUCAUAAUGCAAAAAAAUCUCUCCCCAGCCAUUUAUAGAAAAUAAAGCAACAGAAACUGGUCGUGGUAUUGACGUCACAGCCAUGAGCUCAUUAAAAUAAGAUCGCCCACGUCUAUGGCUCGCCCAGUCACAGUGAAACUAUAUGGAAGAAAUACAAUAUAGCUAAACACCAGAAGAAGAAAACACUAUUAUUUUAGAUGUGGGGGAAAACCAUCAAGCGCUGUGCCAUUCCUGGCUGUAGGAUUGAACCUGCGUCUCUGCACAAACUUCCAAAGGAUCCCAACAUGAGAAACGAGUGGCUGAAGUUUCUCUACACCGAGGUCCCUGAUCGUUACUGUCCGACAUUAACAGUUUGUUCGGCACAUUUCACAACGGACUGUUUUGUGAAUCUGCCACAAUUUAACGCAGGCUUUGCAAGUAAACUCUUAUUGAAGGAGGGGAGAGUGCCGACUAUAUUUGACCCGACAGCAAACUCACGACCUUGUCAGACGAGUCCGAAGAAAUCCACUGCAGCCACCUCUGAGCUUGCUGAGGAGAUGCCAUCCAUACAGAUCAAGCCGGAGCCAGAGGAGGUGGAGUGUGCGGUGAAACAGGAGCCAUUAGAUGAUUUUCCCGAGCCUACAGACUACAAAAUCAAGUCCUCGCCACCUCCGCUCUGUGACAUCAGCACCCAACCCACGGAUGCCGACCAGACGGAACCUGUGGACCUGUCCCUCAACAAGCCCAGACCCUCCCUUCCAGUUGCCACUGCAACCUCAAUCCCCUUAAACCCACCGCCCCAUAACAUCACGGCGAGCACUACCAUCCCUGCGGUGCUGUCGCCGGGCUCCAUCCUGGCAUCCAUGCAAGGGGUCGGAGGUCAACAGAUCCUGCACGUCAUUCACACCAUACCCUCCAUGAACAUGCCCAGUAAAGUUGGACAGCUGCAGACCAUCCCUGUGGUGGUCCAGUCCUUACCGGUGGUCUACACGACCGUACCCACAGAUGGAGUGGCCACCGCAGCCAUCACCGUACCUCUCAUUGGGAGCGACGGGCGGUCGGAGGGAACAGUGCGUAUCAAGCCAGGCUCGACCUCUCCAGUCGAGUAUCAGAGUGACAGUGAUGCAGAGAGUGGCACAGAGUCUGGAUCUGCCUCUUUUGGCACUCAAGGGAUGGACGGCAGUAUGAAUACAGAUGUGGACAUUCAGGUUGACCCUGACUCUCCGGACAUGAAAAGAAGGCGCGUGCACAUGUGCGAUUACGACGGCUGCAACAAAGUCUACACCAAGAGCUCGCAUCUAAAAGCCCACCGCAGGAUACACACAGGUGAAAAGCCGUACCAGUGCACUUGGGAGGGUUGCACCUGGCGCUUCGCUCGCUCAGACGAGCUGACGCGUCACUUUCGUAAGCACACCGGCAUUAAGCCAUUCCGUUGCACUGACUGUGACCGGAGCUUCUCCCGCUCUGACCACCUGGCGCUUCAUAGACGGCGCCACGUCAUGAUGUGAAAGUCACUUUGCCUCGUGCUUCCUAGCCCUCACCUCCCUGCCUGCUCCUCAGGAGAUACAUGCGCCAUCCCGGAGGGUUCUAAACGCUGUUCCAAACCCCUGUCUCCGAAUACAAACCUAUGUGUUGAAUUAGGAGAGGGGGAGGCGCAAUCAUUAUAGUGACCCCUCCUGGUCAGAAUUUGGCCAUGGUGCUGAAGUUGCAGACCACCGUCCACUGGUGACCUUCAUCGUCAUCUCAAUGCCUAGUCAUGUUAGCUGUUAAUUAAAGGGUCUACAAGAAAGGCAGAGCAGCACUGCUGUAAAGAAUGAUGUUUAAGGAAGGUACCCCCCCCCCUUCUUUUAAAAACAAGUCUAGAAAAUGGUUGGUGCAGAAGAUGAGGAAGGGAAAUAUUUUAUAUAAGAUGAAAAAGGUUUAUGUUCAAUACAUUUUGAUAAUUUUAAUGAGAUAAGUAUGUUGGAAGUGAAUUGACAGCUGCCUUGAUUAAUUCUUUCUUUUCAUUAGAACUUUUGGUUGCCCUGAAUUUGUAAACAAACUAGCUCUACGUACAUUUUAGUCUGUAUGUUUGUGCAUGGAUGGGAAUAGACACAGAGCACUCUGUAAAGACAGCUGAAGAUACUCCUGUUUUAACUAUUUUUGAACAAAUCUGUUGGUGUGGGUCUAUUUCAACCCAUGAGAAGUAGAGGCAGGGGGCUGACAAGACUGUGAAUCUUUGUAAAUUUUCUUUAUAGUAUCUGUUGUCUGAGCAUCUUUCCCCCCCCAAUUUUUUUUUGUGCAAAACAGUAUUUGUGUUCUUUUUUUAAGUCAUUUAAUAAUGGCAUCUAACUGAAUUAACAUCCAUUAAAUGGUGUUCUUUAUCUUUUAUCUAACCUUCGAAUAUUAUUUAAAAAGGCUGUGAAAAAAGUUUUAAAAAGAAACUGCUCGCAUCGAAAGAGGGAGCUUGCUAAAUUGAUCAAUUGAAUUGUGUGUGUGUGUGUGUGUGUGUGUGUGUGUGUGUGUGUGUGUGUGUGUGUGUAUAAGCACAGUAUGCAUUUGUAAAAGAGACAUACUCAGAUUUAUAAUAGUAGAGGUGUGUUGUAGGCAAAUAUUGUUACUUCUAGCCCAUCAGCGCCUUAAUUGAAGUAAAUGUGCAAGUCAGAUUUGCACAAUGGGUUUUCGGAGUACCUCAGGGUUCAGUGUUGGUCCCAAUUUAGUUGUGAGAGGCACCCUGAAAAUCCAUGUUUGCACCUAGUUCACACUUACAAAACAUGUCUUAACUGCUCCAUGCCCUUCCCCCCACCUUCCCCUUAAUGCUGUUGAUUUUAUUUGACAUUGAUGUCAUGAAAUAUUGGGCACAGUCCACACAGAUCUGUUAGGAGACAGUAUCUGAAUGCAUUAUUUCUCCUCUCAACUUAGCACUCAUAGCCAUGGUCAUUAUUUCAAUUUCUAUAGCAGCUGAUAAAGAGUGCAUAUAAUGCCUUUUUAAGAAACACCGCUUGUUCGAGUCCAGCCUUUGAGAGUUAAGUGCAUGUCUGCAACAGCUUCAUGAUCUUCGGUCCAGAGAGCAAUGCAAUCUUCAGAUUGUUUAUCAUUCUCUCGCUUGAAGUCUAAAAAGUGACUAAGCACAUCUUUCUAGAAGAGUAUAUGCAUUUGAUAGUGAUUGCUUCUUUUUGAAAUUGUUCAUAGACAUAUAGACGAUUAAUGAAUAAUUAAAGAAUUAAUGUACAUACUGUUUAUAUUCAACAAAGUUCUGAAUAAAUGUAAUGGGUGGAUUUCUAUUUUUAACAAUGACUAGACAAUGUGAAAUACUCAUGUUUUCUUUUCUGUUGGUUCUUUAAAAUGUGUUUUUGUUUUUUGUUUUUUUAAUCCUCAACAUGUUGUACACCUGUGUUGCAUGGAGAGUAGUUUUUCUUUUGUGAAGUUGGUGAGCAUGUCAAAGUGUUUGUGCCCUGAGAGACAAGGCCUACAAGCACUGAUAAUCCCCAAUUUCAUUUCCAUGUGCAACCAUGGCCAUUUGCGGCACAUAUAUGGCUGUUUUUAAUUACAAAAAUACAUUUACAUGCUGUUAAUGCACUCAAUGGUGAGUGAUACCUCAUUCAAACUGUUGUAUAGUGCCCACAAUAAAAAAUUAUCUAAUAACUAAAAUCCCAUCAUAUCAUUCUAAAUCAGGAUAAUAAUCUAAUAACUAAAAUCCCAUAAUAUCAUUCUAAAUCGGGAUUAGUUCACUCUAAAAUUACUGGAGCUCGUGGAAUAAAUGUAAGAGUUGGUCCCCCUCUCUUAUUAAACGCCCAUGACUGAUAUGUGAAAUCUAAGCAUGUUUGCUUUCAUCACUUGUAUUUGAUUUGUUAAAAAAAAAAAGUGUGCGACCUUGUGCUCGAAUCAUGAUAGGGUUUGGGUUUUGUGCGAGUGUAAGUGUGGUUAUCAUAAAAUUAUCUUUUAAACUUUCAGAAUCAUAGGUAUUUUAUAUUGAAUGCAGUAACUUAUGGGCCAGUACUAUAUUACUCAGUGCAAUGCAGUUAUCAUUAUAACAAAGCAAGUAAUUAAUGUUAUUUCUUUUGUAUUUGUACAGAACAAGAGUGUAAAGAUCAGCGAGGAAUAUGCGAGCUUUUUGAUACUGUGAGAAAUGGUGUUAAAAGUCAGUUUCCCCUGUACAGUUGUGAUUACCCACUCCUUUUAUAGAAUAAAAUGUUUU
Molecule: messenger RNA, 4327 nt
Organism: Xyrauchen texanus (razorback sucker)
Lineage: Eukaryota; Metazoa; Chordata; Actinopteri; Cypriniformes; Catostomidae
Gene: klf8
Product: Kruppel-like factor 8
Exons: 6
Coding region: 369-1658 (429 amino acids)
Biological process (GO): regulation of transcription by RNA polymerase II
Molecular function (GO): DNA-binding transcription factor activity, RNA polymerase II-specific; RNA polymerase II cis-regulatory region sequence-specific DNA binding
Source: RefSeq, a predicted model, not a curated record